Molecule: messenger RNA, 4206 nt
Organism: Trichoderma harzianum CBS 226.95
Lineage: Eukaryota; Fungi; Ascomycota; Sordariomycetes; Hypocreales; Hypocreaceae
Exons: 3
Coding region: 1-4206 (1401 amino acids)
Biological process (GO): cellular response to starvation; positive regulation of cell growth; cellular response to amino acid stimulus
Cellular component (GO): cytoplasm; TORC1 complex
Molecular function (GO): protein-macromolecule adaptor activity; protein binding
Source: RefSeq, a predicted model, not a curated record
AUGACGCAGCGAUCCGGUGCAAAUGGCUCACACGCAUCCGCCGCCGCAGCCACCAACGGCGGUGAGACUUCGAGAUUCAAGGUCCAGUCGACCAGCAGCUCCGACCGCGACUCCCAGUCCAACGAGACGAACGACAAGCGGCCAUCGAGCGCUCCCGGCCGCAAGAAUGGCAUUGUCGCCGGCGAUGCCAGGGACGACACUAGCAUCGAACCUGAGCGACCGAUCCGACCGGUAAAACCAGCCCUCCAGCGCUCAAAAAGCGAAUAUGCGCCGCGACAGACCGAAGAGUCAGACCACGAAGACGACGAGAUUCACGAAUGGGGGGCUAGACAUGGUUUUGAAGACCACUACCAGUCGGAACAUAUCAUUUCUCAGCUUGCGAAUAAUUGGUACAUGUAUUUUACGGAUAAGCGGCACGAAACCACUGCCAAGCCCAAGGCGGUGCAGUACGAACUCCAAGAUUGGCGCCAAAGAGACAGGCUUAAGACGGUGUCUGCAGCUCUCGCCGUUUGUUUGAACAUCGGUGUCGAACCUCCCGACCAACUCAAGACCAAUCCGGGCGCAAAGCUAGAGGCCUGGACGGACCCUACCAUCCCCCCUAUACAGAAGGCUCUUGAGAACAUUGGCAAGUCCCUUCAAGCGCAGUAUGAGACUCUCGCAAUCAGGGCUCGCUACAAGCAGUAUCUGGACCCCUCGGUUGAAGAGACGAAAAAAUUCUGCAUCUCCCUUCGUCGCAAUGCAAAGGACGAGCGCGUGUUGCUGCAUUACAACGGCCAUGGUGUGCCAAAACCAACGGCGUCGGGCGAGAUUUGGGUGUUUAAUAAGACUUAUACUCAGUAUAUCCCAGUUUCAUUGUACGAUUUGCAGCAAUGGCUCCAGGCGCCCACCAUCUUCGUGUGGGACUGUUCAGAGGCCGGCAACAUUCUUAAUAACUAUCAUCGAUUUGUCGACAAGCAUGACGAGGAGGAGGAGGAAGCCGCACAGCGGGAUCCUCACUACGUCAAGACAAAUUAUAGACCUUAUAUCCAUUUAGCUGCGUGUGCGGUCAAGGAGAAUCUUCCGACCAAUCCACUGCUCCCGGCUGAUCUGUUUACGUCAUGCCUGACGACCCCGAUCGAAAUGGCACUCUGGUUCUUCGUUUUGCAGAAUCCUCUCAAGACGAAUAUUAGUCCUGAACGCGCCAAGAAGCUCCCAGGUCGUCUCCAAGAGAGAAGGACACCACUUGGAGAGCUCAACUGGAUCUUUACUGCCAUUACUGACAGCAUUGCAUGGACUACGCUGCCUCGGGAUCUAUUUAGAAAGUUCUUCAGACAAGACCUGAUGGUGGCCGCCCUAUUCCGAAACUUUCUCCUCGCGCAAAGGAUCAUGACUGUGUAUGGAUGCCACCCUCAAUCAUUCCCUGCCUUGCCAGACACUCAUCAGCACCCGUUGUGGGAGACGUGGGAUUUGGCCGUCGACAUGGCUCUGGCGCAGCUACCCAUGUUGGAGAGAAAGGAAAACGAAGGUAUCGACUACGAAUACCAGAAUUCGUCCUUCUUCACCGAGCAGCUGACUGCCUUUGACGUUUACCUCACCAGAGGUGACGCUGUGGCCCAAAAGCCCCCCGACCAAUUGCCAGUCGUCCUUCAGGUACUUCUGAGUCAACAGCACAGAGUACGUGCCUUGAUAUUGUUGGGGAGAUUCCUUGACCUGGGACCAUGGUCGGUUCAGCUGGCUCUCAGCAUUGGCAUCUUCCCCUAUGUUCUGAAAUUGCUGCAAUCUGCGGCAACCGAACUGAAGCCUGUCAUGGUCUUCAUCUGGGCAAGACUCAUCGCGGUGGAUAUUUCAUGCCAGCAAGAUUUGAUUAAGGAUAGUGGAUACAGCUACUUUGCACAAAUUUUGAAACCAUCCGAGGCCUUGCCCGUCGUCAACGGCGAUGAGCACAAGGCCAUGUGCGCCUUUAUCCUGGCCAUGCUGUGCAAGGGCUACAGAAACGGCCAAAUGGUAUGCAACCAGACGGAAAUCAUGAGCUACUGCCUGGCCCACCUGCAAAACGAGGGCAACCCCCUCCUGCGCCAGUGGGCCUGUUUAUGUAUCAGCCAGCUGUGGCAAGAUUUGCCAGAGGCCAAAUGGCGUGGCAUUCGAGAAAACGCAUAUGCCAAGCUGGCGUUCCUCACCAAGGAUCCAUGCUGUGAAGUACGGGCUGCCAUGAUCCACGCCCUUACCACUUUUCUCGGAAUCCCCGACCUGACGGAAGAGGUUGCACGGAUCGAGGAGUCGAUUGCCUGGACAAUUCUUGACAUGGGAAAUGAUGGCAGCCCGAUUGUGCGCAAGGAAUUCUUGGUCUUCUUGUCUCAUUUCAUCAUUCGCUUCGAGAGCAAGUUUUUGGUUGCCGCCUAUGAGCAACUCCAAGAGGAGAAGGAAUACUUGGUGUUCCCCCCACAAGACGAUGGGCAAGAUCACAAAAUGGGCCUGCACUAUGCCAGACCAGAUAACCGACAGAGAGACGGGACGAUCAAGCCAACCGCUCACGGCCUCUCCCAUAAUACGGUCUACAUGGCGUUCUGGAAACAUGCCUUGAUUCUGAGCGUUGAUCCCCAUCCAGAGGUGCAGCGGGAGGCUACGACGGUUAUUGACUACGUUCACAAUGCUUUAAUAAACUCUAGCCUCGGCGAGGCGGCUCAUGGCUUGAUGGGAGAGGUCCAGAGAAGAGCAAACAGGGCGUCGCGCAGCAGAAGCACGGCUUCUUUGGGUCCGAGGUCUAAUGGCGCUCUCAGCCCCCAGCCAUUGCAGUCUCCUGGCCUUCUUCGGCGAACGGCCAGCCUUCUCUUCCAGUCCUUCAUCACCAGCGAAGAUAAGUCUAGGCCUACCACUCCCAACAGCCAGAUUCCGCCAAAGUCGCCUUCGUCAAAGGUAUCUCCGGACCGUGUAUCUGCGCCUCCUGAACAGAAUGACUACUCUGGCCGCUCGGCAACAUACCACAAUGCCCGCGAGCCUGUUUCCGGUUCGUAUGAAGAGCGCGACUUGACCAAGGAGCCAAGCCUGCCACUUACGAGCAAGUUCCUCGAGUGGUCAAUCGAGUACUUCCGUGAACCCCAAAUGAAGAACACCGAGGCGGAUGAGCCUGGCAGCACCGACUACAACGAGAGACUGUGGCGGAGGGCCAGGAAUGAAGCCAUCAUGAGAGAAACGCAGCCCCUCAAGCAUAUCGCUGGCGCCCACCGGUGGAACAACCAGCUGGGCAUCAUCAACAACGGCGCACAGCCUGCCAAGAUGACGUUUCAUCAAUUCGAAGACCACUUGGCGGUGGCAGAUGACGCCAACACAGUUUACGUUUGGGACUGGAAGAAACAAGGACGCCUGAAUAAAUUCUCCAAUGGCAACCCAGAGGGUUCCAAGAUUAGCGACAUGAAAUUCAUCAAUGAGGACGACCAAGCCAUUUUGAUGACCGGAUCGUCGGAUGGUGUAAUUCGAGUAUAUCGCAAUUACGACUCGGAGCAAGACAUUGAGCUGGCCACGUCUUGGCGGGCACUCACACACAUGGUUCCCAGCAAUGUCAAUUCCGGAAUGGUUUUCGACUGGCAGCAGGCGACGGGACGCGUCCUCGUUGCCGGCGAUGUUCGGGUUAUUCGGGUGUGGUUUGCUGGGCAUGAGACGUGCACAAUGGACAUUCCAGCGCGAUCUGGUUCAUGCGUUACCUCACUCACAUCGGACCAGAUGACGGGCAACAUCUUUGUGGCCGGAUUUGGUGAUGGUGCCGUCCGUGUCUUUGACACGAGGCUGAAGCCGCAGGAAUCCAUGGUACGCAAGUGGAAAGACGAGUCGGAUCGCCAAUGGAUCAAGAGCGUGCACAUGCAGCGUGGAGGAAAGCGAGAGUUAGUGAGCGCCAGCCGCAACGGCAAAGUCAAGGUGUGGGAUAUUCGCAUGGACAAGGCCUUGCAUUCCUUCCAGACCACUCGGGACACUCUGCGGACGGCAAGCGUUCACGAGCAUUUGCCAGUAUUCUCAGUGGGCACCUCUGCGCAUGUGGUCAAAGUGUUUAACCUGAACGGCAACGAGCUUUCUCGACUCGAGCCAUACUCAAGUUUCCUGCAACAGAACCGGGGGUCUCCCAUUUCUGCGACAGCAUUCCACCCGCAUCACCCGAUUCUUGGGUGCGCGGCACGAGGCGAUCACCACAUUAACUUAUUUACGUGUGAGAAGACUGAACCGCUGCAGCUUGCUUAG